AUGUCUACGUUCAUAUUCCCUGGCGACAGCUUAUCUGUAGACCCUACUGUACCUGUUAAACUGGGUCCUGGCAUAUAUUGUGACCCCAAUAGUCAAGAAAUACGACCCGUCAAUGCAGGUAUAUUGCAUGUUUCCACCAAGGGUAAGAGUGGUGUGCAGGCCGCAUAUAUAGACUAUUCCAGUAAGAGAUACAUUCCUUCUGUAAACGAUUUUGUAAUCGGUGUUAUUACGGGGACGUUCUCAGAUAGUUAUAAAGUGUCGUUGCAAAAUUUUUCCUCCAGUGUUUCACUAUCGUAUAUGGCUUUUCCCAAUGCUUCAAAGAAAAACAGGCCAACUUUGCAAGUGGGCGACCUAGUGUAUGCAAGAGUUUGUACGGCGGAAAAGGAACUAGAGGCUGAAAUAGAAUGCUUUGACUCAACUACAGGUCGCGAUGCUGGUUUCGGGCUAUUGGAAGAUGGUAUGAUCAUAGAUGUAAAUUUGAAUUUCGCACGCCAGUUGCUUUUUAACAAUGACUUUCCGUUAUUAAAAGUAUUAGCUGCACAUGCCAAGUUUGAAAUUGCCAUUGGUCUCAAUGGAAAGAUCUGGGUUAAGUGCGAGGAAUUAUCUAACACUUUAGCUUGUUAUAGGACCAUAACGGAGUGUUGUCAAAGAAACGACGCCGCAGCGUUCAAGGAUAUAGCAAAAAAACAAUUCAAAGAGGUACUUACGGUCAAGGAGGAGUAG
Molecule: messenger RNA, 723 nt
Organism: Saccharomyces paradoxus
Lineage: Eukaryota; Fungi; Ascomycota; Saccharomycetes; Saccharomycetales; Saccharomycetaceae
Gene: RRP40
Product: exosome non-catalytic core subunit RRP40
Exons: 1
Coding region: 1-723 (240 amino acids)
Biological process (GO): exonucleolytic trimming to generate mature 3'-end of 5.8S rRNA from tricistronic rRNA transcript (SSU-rRNA, 5.8S rRNA, LSU-rRNA); nuclear polyadenylation-dependent rRNA catabolic process; poly(A)-dependent snoRNA 3'-end processing
Cellular component (GO): cytoplasmic exosome (RNase complex); nuclear exosome (RNase complex)
Molecular function (GO): RNA binding
Source: RefSeq, a predicted model, not a curated record